Molecule: messenger RNA, 2839 nt
Organism: Vespula vulgaris
Lineage: Eukaryota; Metazoa; Arthropoda; Insecta; Hymenoptera; Vespidae
Exons: 5
Coding region: 534-1037 (167 amino acids)
Biological process (GO): mesoderm morphogenesis
Cellular component (GO): extracellular region
Molecular function (GO): growth factor activity; heparin binding
Source: RefSeq, a predicted model, not a curated record
UGGUGGUGCUGCCUGUUUAGCGCAGUCGCAUUAGGUCUUUGGUAGUCGUCGGUGGAGAGCUCGUUGUGUCGGUCCAGGUACGAAGAGACAGAGGACGAAGACGCGCGCGCGAAAACGUGAACUACAACGACAACUAGAAACCACGAUAAAAAGAAAGAAAGAGAGAAAGAAAGAAAGAAAGAAAGAAAGAAAGAGAAAGAAAAAUAAAUAAAGAAAGAAAGAAAGAAAGAAAGAAGAGAUAAAUCAGUCCAAAAAGGAAAUAAAAAAAUAAAUAAAUAAAAAAGAAAGAAAAGAAAAGAAGACAAAUAGAUAUAUACACGAACACCCACCCAUCCAUCCAUCCAUCCAUCCACCCACACACACACACACACACAUAAUAUAAAAAAAAGAAGAAAAAGAAAAAGGAAAGAAAAUUCACAGCGUCUGGCAGAAGGAAAGAGAGCAGGAGAAAAAGAGAGAGAGAGAGAGAGAGAGAGAGAAGUCAAACUUGUAUCACCGGUUCGUCUUUCGAGGAAGAUCGACGCGCCUCGAGAAUGAAGCUGUGGUGGAGUUUAGCGUUGGUCCUCGUCGCCACGUCGAUGUUCCUCAGCACUGUCAGAGCAGAAUCUGUGCUUUGGGAGGAAGACGAUAAGGAGAUUCUUGUACGAACUGUACGUGGCACCAAGGAACGAGCAUCCGGCAGCAGCGCCGCUUCGUGCAGAUACGUCAAGGGUCAAUGGUCGGAGUGCGAUUCAAAAACCAACACUCGUUCCCGAACUCUUAAUCUUAAAAAGGGGGACAAAUCUUGCGAACAAACUAAGACUAUUCAGAAGAAAUGCAAAAAAGGCGUGGCGGGGAGAGCAGCGUGUCGGUACGAAAAGGGCACAUGGAGCGGAUGCGUGAAUCAACUAUCGACGAGAGUGGAUAAUUUGAAGGCGAACAGUGAUCCCACUUGCGAGAAGACGCGUUUGAUUACGAAGAGGUGUAAACCGGAGACCAAUACCAAGAAAUCUACCAAAGGAGGCGAACGAUCGAACAAGAAGUCGGGCAAGCAGUAAGAUAAUUUUCUCGUUUAAAACCGUGUACCGUGUCCCUUUGUAAAACACAUGGCGAUCAAAAAAAAUCCGACAACGGGCAACGAAAAAAAAAAAAAAAUGCAUUCUUGUGUUUCCUCUUCGACGUAUAUAUAAAUAUGUUUUAUUAACGAAUUGUCGUUAUUAAUAAAUCGCGAGUAUACUUACUACGAUCGAGACAUUGUCGUCGAUCGGUUGAAAUAAUAAUAAUAAUAAUAAUAAAUAAAUAAAUAAAUAAAUAAAUAAACGUUUCUGUGUAGGUGUACAAUUUUGUUGUGUAAACAAAAAAAAAUCAAACAAACUAACAAACAAACAAACAUAAAAACGAAUCUUCCCGAUUGUCUAAUAAACAAAUCUAAUGAUCGACGUUAAAAAAAUCGGUAAACGUACGUGAUACCUUAAACGCGUACAUAAGAAGCGAAAAAAAAAGAAAAAAUAAAGAAAUCAAAAUAAAAAAAAAAAAAUAAAAAAACACUCACGAUAUCGCAUUAGAGAGAAUUAUUAUUAUUAUCUUAUACUAAUCGCGUCGAUCGUAUAGGAUACAACUGCUUCUCUAUAUAUAUUUAAUUAUGAUCAACUCUUCCAUUUUCGUGGCCAAAUCUUAUUCCGCGAAAUACAUUAUAUAUAUAUAUAUAUUUUUUUUUCCUUUUUUCUUAAAACUUCUUUAAUUUUUGUCGACAAAUAAUUUAAAUGUGGUAUAUAUACAUAUAUAUAUUAAUUAAUUGUUAAUUUAAUUUUUUCUUGAGGAGGAAUUUCUCAAAAACGUUUUUUGAUAAAAGAAAGAGAUAGAGAGAUAAAGGUACCACCGUUAAAUCUCCCUUAAUAAAAUCUUAAAAUCUACUUGACGAUACGAAUUUUUAAUCUUUCGAAUAUAUUCCGAGAUAUAUAUAUAUAUAUACUCAUACAGAAUGGAUCGAAAAUCUCUAGUUGAGUCAAAAGUUUGUAGAUAAUCUUAAAAAUCAAUCACUCUCUUUUUCGAGACUUUUUAUAUAUAGGCUAACUUUUUUUUUUAAAAUUGUAAGAUUACAAGUUCAGCUUGUAAAACUGCAAGCCUAACUAGAAGCCUAAAAGGUCUCGUAAAGAAGUCUAAUCGAUUUCUAAUAAUCACUUAGGAACUUUUGACAUGCCUUAAGACUUUUGUCCCAUCCUGUACAUAUAUAUUAACAUGUUUAUGACGUCGAUCAUGACGCAUUUUUUCUCUGAAUCAAACAAAAAAAUAAAAAGUACAUAUAGAACAAUAUACGAAAUAUAAAUAAUCCCAUUCGGUAACUUAAAAUUAUAUUGAGCACCUUUUUAAGCACGAUUAAUUUUUUUGCUGAUUUAUAUUUUAUUUUUUUCUUCUGUUCCUUUAAUUUUAAUUUAACGGGGUACUUGAAAUCAGUUUAAAGAUUAAAAAAAGCAAAAGAAAAUACAAAAAUAGGAAAAAAAGAAAAGAAAAAAAAUGCCACGUUGAAAACAUUUUCCGACCUUAUCAAAUAGCUGUACGGUGUAUCGAUGUUUAAAAAAUGAUUGUGUAUAUUUUGUGUAAUAAUAUGCACGGUCUUCGAUAACGAUUCCAUUAUCCACGAUAUGUAUUCUUAAUAUCUUCCACUAUUUUUCGAACACAUACACACAAGCACACAUACACAAGCGCGCUGACACUCACACACGCAUGCACGCACGCACGCAAGCAAGCAAGCAAACACAAGUGUCUCUUCUAUAAAGUUUCACAAUCGUUGGAAAAAAGAAAAAAUAAAUAAAAAAUAAUAAAAUAGAAAACCAAAAAAAUACUAAAAAAAAAAAAAGAA